AUGUCUCGAACGACACUAUGGCGACAUCGUCAACGAGCUAAAAAGUUUAUUAAUGAUGAUGUUUUAAAUGAUGCCUCAUUAGAAGAUCAUCUCCGUGAUGAAGAAAACAAUAUUGAUCAUGAUGAAGAUGUAGCUACAAGUGAACUACAAUCAAAUAAUCAAAAUGAUUAUAAUGCUGGUGUAGAUCAAUGUAUCAAUGAUUUAAUCAAUGAUAAUAAUAAAUCAAAAUCAAUCGAACAUAUUCAAGAAGAACCAAACGAAUUGGAAUACGAUUCGAACUCAGAAAUUGAUGAACUUGAUAAUGAAGAAAUAUUUAAUUUAUCUGCUGAACCUACUGUGAAAGAUAUUGCUGCUGUUCUGAUCGUGCUUAAGAUUCGACAUCGGUUAUCCAAUCGCUGUAUCGAUCAUUUAUGUCAACUAAUGCGGAUACUCAAAACUCCAAAUGUGCCCAGCAAUUUUGCUCGUAUCAAAUCUAUGCUCGUAUCAGAAGAAACAACCAAUUUUACACCAACAAAAUUCUUUUGUUCUAGCUGUAAAUCAAUGUCCGAUAACGAAAAGCAAUGUUGUAAUCCAACGUGUAAAGAAAGUAGUGGCUUUAGUGCAAAGCCAAAUACUUUUGUUCGAAUACCUUUACGAUCUCAAAUACAGAAUGUAUUAUCCCGAUUUCCAUCGAGUUAUUUCGAAAAAGUACCAAAAUUCAAUCGUGAUUAUCCUUCGGAUAUUUCACAAGGGGAAGUAUAUAAAGAAAUUGUGAAAAAAGAAAAUAAUUUUAUAACUCUUCUGAUGAAUGUGGAUGGAAUCGAAAUCGCCACAAGUUCGAAAUCUUCUUUGUGGGUUAUUUCAUUUGUCAUUAAUGAACUUAAAAAGAAGGAAAGAUUUCAAAUUCAGAACGUUCUGGUGGGAGGUAUUGGUGCUGGUCGAUCAAAACCUUCUCGUGCAGAAAUGGGGUCAUACUUAAGACCAAUUGUAAAUGAAUUAUUGGGCUUACAACGAGAACAUCGGUUUCGAACAAGUGAUGGUGUUUAUUUAACUCUGAAAGUAUAUUUAAUCGCAGGUUCAUUUGAUAAGCCUGCACAGGCACUUGUACAGAACAUUGGUGAAGCUAAUGGCGGAUAUGGUUGCGGAAGAUGCUGUAUUAUGGGUAUAACAGUUCCUAUCAAUAAUGAUAGUUCAAAAAAAAUUCGUGUUUUUCCACUCAGAAGAAAUGAAAAUCACCCGAAACUUCGAUCGAAUUUUACUUAUGAUGUAAAAAUGGCAAUACCAGAACACUAUCGACCAAAAGAAAAAUAUACUCGACGAGAUUUUAUGCAUGGAUAUCUCGGUGAAUGUUCUCUAAGAGAACUUCGUUAUUUUGAUGUUGGUAGAGGCUUCGCGUUCGACACUCUUCACAAUCUAUACAGAGGAACAUUCAGUAGAAUGUUGGAUCUAUGGUUUGAAUCAACAUAUCGUAAAGAACCCUGGUCAUUAUAUUCCAAAAUAAAACAUGUCGACAUUCGUUUAUCAACUCAUAAAUUCCCGUCAACAACAUGUCGUAUUCCAAGAUCGAUUCUGAAAUACAAUCAGUUUAAAGCAAAUGAAUUACGAUCUGUACUUCUAUUUGGAUUUUCAUCAUUUUCAUUCUUACCGAGAAAGUACUAUCGUCAUUUUGUGUUACUUGUUAUUGCUGCACAUUUAUGCGAGUCAAGAAGUAUAAGUCCUGAUCAAUUAUCGUAUAUACGGCAAUUAACGACCGAAUUCGUUUAUCAAUUUCCGUUACUGUAUGGUGAUCGUCAAAAUGUUAUGUGUAUUCAUCUUAUUGUGCAUUUAGCUGAUUCUAUUAAAGAUUUUGGUGGCGUUUACAAUUAUUCAACUUUUAACUUCGAAAGUUAUCUAGGAACAUUACGAGAAACAGUCCAUUCAACACGUCGACACGCUUUAGAAGUUAAUUCUAAUAUAGGUAUUCUUCGUUCAUCAUGUUUAUGCAUUAAUGAAACAUCAUUUAAUCUUCGACUUAAAGAAUUUAUUAAACGUAUUCAACCAGCAGUGUUGAAUGAUCGAAAUUUAAAAUUUCAAAAUUCUGACAAAGUCAAGAAUAUUGAUUAUGAUAAGCUUAAGAAAACAAAUAUUCAAUCUCUCUUCGGUAAAGACAUUACAUUGUACAAAACAAUGACUUUUAAAGGUGUUAGAUAUACAACUGUCAUGUAUCAAACAAUUUCAGCAAAAAAUGAUUCGUGUGUAAUGUACAAGCUCGGUACGAAAAUAAGGAUUGGAUUUAUUAUUUCAAUUAUAAAAAAAUUAAAACAUGAACAAGAAUGCAUCAUUGAAAUUCGUGAUGUACCAAUUAAUCGAUAUCUAAGUGUUAAUAUUAAUGGUACGAAUAUCACAUGCUCGAAUAUUAUGUUCUCAAGUUCCACACAAUCGAAUAGUUCGUACUUUGUACGACCAAGUGACAUGAUAGAAAAACUUUCAUACGUGUUUGAUAAUUCUUUAAAAGCUUUCAUUUUAUUUCGUUUUCCAAAUAUGAUAGAAUCAUCUUAA
Messenger RNA from Rotaria socialis, 2517 nucleotides. Lineage: Eukaryota; Metazoa; Rotifera; Eurotatoria; Philodinida; Philodinidae. The record is from the annotation of a GenBank genome assembly.